AUGAUGGCUAGCUAUCCCGAGCCCCAGGACGCCGCGGGGGCCCUGCUGGCCCCGGAGACCGGCCGCGCAGCCAAGGAGCCCGAGGCGCCGCCGCCGCCGCCGCCGCCGAGCCCGGGCAAGGGUGGCGGCGGCGGCGCCGGGACAGCCCCGGAGAAACCGGACCCGGCGCAGAAGCCCCCAUACUCGUACGUGGCGCUCAUCGCCAUGGCGAUCCGUGAGAGCGCCGAGAAGAGGCUCACGCUGUCCGGCAUCUACCAGUACAUUAUCGCCAAGUUCCCGUUCUACGAGAAGAACAAGAAGGGCUGGCAGAAUAGCAUCCGCCACAACCUCAGCCUCAACGAGUGCUUCAUCAAGGUGCCGCGCGAGGGCGGCGGCGAGCGCAAGGGCAACUACUGGACGCUGGACCCGGCCUGCGAGGACAUGUUCGAGAAGGGCAACUACCGCCGCCGCCGCCGCAUGAAACGACCCUUCAGGCCGCCGCCCGCGCACUUCCAGCCGGGCAAGGGGCUCUUUGGGGCCGGAGGUGCCGCGGGUGGCUGCGGCGUGGCAGGCGCGGGGACCGACGGCUACGGCUACCUGGCGCCCCCCAAGUACCUGCAGUCCGGCUUUCUCAACAACUCGUGGCCGCUACCGCAGCCGCCCUCGCCCAUGCCCUACGCCUCGUGCCAGAUGGCGGCGGCCGCUGCGGCGGCGGCUGCAGCAGCGGCGGCCGCAGGCCCGGGCAGCCCAGGCGCGGCCGCUGUGGUCAAGGGGCUGGCGGGCCCGGCGGCCUCGUACGGGCCGUACUCACGCGUGCAGAGCAUGGCGCUGCCUCCCGGCGUAGUGAACUCGUACAACGGCCUGGGAGGCCCGCCCGCCGCGCCCCCGCCGCCGCCGCCUCACCCCCACUCACACCCGCACGCACACCAUCUGCACGCGGCUGCCGCACCCCCGCCGGCCCCGCCGCACCACGGGGCCGCCGCACCGCCCCCCGGCCAGCUCAGCCCCGCCAGCCCGGCUACUGCCGCGCCCCCGGCGCCCGCGCCCACCAACGCACCCGGCCUGCAGUUCGCCUGCGCCCGGCAGCCCGAGCUCGCCAUGAUGCAUUGCUCUUACUGGGACCACGACAGCAAGACCGGCGCGCUGCACUCGCGCCUCGAUCUCUGA
This is a messenger RNA of Kogia breviceps (pygmy sperm whale), 1146 nucleotides long. It is a transcript of the gene FOXL2, whose product is annotated as forkhead box L2. Lineage: Eukaryota; Metazoa; Chordata; Mammalia; Artiodactyla; Physeteridae. Gene Ontology annotation, biological process: anatomical structure morphogenesis; regulation of transcription by RNA polymerase II; cell differentiation. Gene Ontology annotation, molecular function: RNA polymerase II cis-regulatory region sequence-specific DNA binding; DNA-binding transcription factor activity, RNA polymerase II-specific. The record is from RefSeq and is a predicted model, not a curated record.